Messenger RNA from Amphibalanus amphitrite, 5884 nucleotides. It is a transcript of the gene Pi3K92E, whose product is annotated as phosphatidylinositol 4,5-bisphosphate 3-kinase catalytic subunit delta isoform-like. Lineage: Eukaryota; Metazoa; Arthropoda; Thecostraca; Balanomorpha; Balanidae. Bases 284 to 3616 code for a protein of 1110 amino acids. Gene Ontology annotation, biological process: phosphatidylinositol 3-kinase/protein kinase B signal transduction; cell migration; phosphatidylinositol-mediated signaling. Gene Ontology annotation, cellular component: cytoplasm; phosphatidylinositol 3-kinase complex; plasma membrane. The record is from RefSeq and is a predicted model, not a curated record. The transcript has 20 exons. Gene Ontology annotation, molecular function: 1-phosphatidylinositol-4-phosphate 3-kinase activity; 1-phosphatidylinositol-3-kinase activity.
UUUCCGGCGACCCUGGGCGUAGGCGCGCGCUUGUGUUCCAAAUGCAUAAAUUCGGUUAUUAUUAUAACAAAUGUUGAUUUUUCCUUCUUUGGUAAUGUGCCAAUCUAACAAGGAAUAGUUUUUCCUAGUUUGAUUGAUGUACUUAUCUGGAUUGGUACAACAUACCCACUACUCACUGAAGCAUAAUAUCGACGUCAACGUGUCUAAAACGAUAAAUUUGUCUGAAAUCAUGGGUUAUGGACGCUUUGUGAUGCUAUUUUUAAAAGGAGUUUAAAGUGUUAUCAUGGUCCAGUGCUUCAACAGCAUGAACAACUUGAACAGCAUGAUGCUGAACGCGUCGCUGGGCGGAGACGGCCGGCCGAUGGAGGAGUAUGACUCGGUACUGGACCCGUUCGGCCGAGACGGCUGGGACUCGCCCGACCCUGACAUCCACAUCGAGUGCCUCAUGCCCAGCGGCAUCGUCGUCCCCCUGGAUGUGCUCAAGGAUGCCACGCUGGAGACCAUCAAACAGAAGCUCUGGGAGAGCGAGUUUCCCCUGCACGGCACGCUGCGGGACAUGUCCCAGUACGUCUUCCAGUGUGUCACGCCAGAGGCGGAGGCCGUGGAACUGCUCGACGAGAGUUGUCCUCUCAUCAGCGUGCGACCCGUGUUUCGAGUACUGCGGGUUAUCGAGCGAGAGGGCGACAAACACGAGAAGCUGCUGCUCUCACAGAUCGGCAACCUCAUCGGGAAAAACAUGCACGCGUUCGAGGCGCACAAUAACAGCGCGGAGGUGAACGAGUUUCGCAGCAGUAUGCGCGAGCUGUGUGCACGCGUGGUGGCGGAACGAGACGCCUUCCCGUGGGAGCAGCGCGUGCGGUACUGCUACCCGUGCUCCGUGGCGUGGGCACAGGAGAUGCCGUUAUUGCUGCGAAAACAGCUGCCCUCCAGUGGUCAAAUCAUGGUGGAGGUCAAACCCCAGUGGGGCCGCGACGGACAGCCGGGCGGCUACACAACUCUCCGUGUCGAACCAUCGAUCACUGCCAGCGAGCUGGUCACCAAAGUCCUAAAAAAGAUGGCACGCAGCAGUCAGCAGGCGCUGCGCAACAGCGCACACUCUGCGCACCUCCAGCAGCCCGACGUACCCAAGGGGUAUACGCUACGAGUGGUCGGUCGCCAGCAGUACCUGGUCUGUGACCUGGCGCUGUGGAAGUACGCGCCCGUGCAGGAGGCGAUGAACCGCGGCGAGCGGCUGAGGCUGCAGCUGGUGGAUAAUCACAGUAUAGAGCUGCCAGACUGGGGCCCCCACCCGGGUGCCGAGCCGGGCCGGUGUCGCGCCCUCUCUGUCAACACGAGCACUCUACAGCGGCGCCGUCACACCCCAGUCAGCAGCUGGGACAUCCACCAGGACUUCAGUCUCGGCAUCAACUCGCUGGCGCACCUGCAAGUCGGCGAGGGCGUCACGGAGAUCGGACUGGAAAUCGCGCUGUUCUGCGGCGCCAAGAAGCUAUGUGAGUCUGUGUGGGUAUCUCAUCCACUGGACGGCGGUCCUCUACCCGACGAGGACCAGGAGCUGCAGGUGGGCGCGACCAAACAGUUCGAGGUGGAGGUGCGCGACCUGCCCCGCAUGACCCGGCUCUCACUGGCGGUGUUCGAGGUGGCCAGACAGGAGCGCGGCUUCAAGUCGGUGCGACAGGACUCGGGAGGAAAGUUGUUCCGCAACUACCUGGCCUGGGUGAACGCGCCCGUGUACGACUACCGCGGUCAGCUGCGACAGGGUACCGUCACCCUCUACCUGUGGCCAUACACGGAGCAUAUGCGGGCCGGGGAGCCCCUGCAGCCGCUCUCCACGGUGGUGGCCAACCCCGAUAGCGAGACGGCCACGCAACUCAGCGUGCAGUUCUCCUGCUACUGCGAGCAGCCAAACCGCGUCGUGAUGUACCCGAGUGCCGAACAGAUGCUGCUGUACGCGCACCAGGCCCCAAACGGCGCCGACCGAGACAGCGACUUCAAACACUUUGGACGCACGAAUACGGAACAAGUGAAAGAAGAGCUGGCUAAGGCUCUGGAAAACAUGCGGGCCUUCGAUCUGGAUGACUAUAGCAAAGAGGUGGUCUGGUCGCUGCGGAACACGUGCAAGAACAUGUGGCCAAACGCGCUGCCCAAGCUCCUGCAGUGCGUCGACUGGUCAAAUGGACAGGAGGUGGCGGAGAUGACCAAACUGCUGGAGGACUGGCAGCCGCUUCCACCGGACAAGUCGCUGGCGCUGCUCGACGUGAAUGUGGCUGACCCGACCGUGCGCCGGUUCGCCGUACGCUGUCUGCAGCAGGCCAGUGACGAAGAGCUGCAGCUCUACUUGCUACAGCUGGUGCAGGCGCUCAAACACGAGAACUACCUGUUCUCGGAGCUGGCAGAGUUUCUGCUGGAGCGAGCCAUCAAGAGUCGACUGAUCGGCUACUGGCUCUUCUGGCAUCUCAGAUCUGAGACCGGCGUGCCGUGUCUGAACGUGCGUAACACCCUGAUACUGGAGGCGUACUGUCGGGCGGCUCCACACCACAUGCACAGCCUCACACGGCUCCACGAGGCGCUCAAGACGCUCAAAGAGAUCACGCAGAAGGUAAAGAACGGCCGAACAGCGCGCAAGGACCGCACCAUGAUCCUGGAGUCCCUGAAGGAGACGGUGACCACCAAGCAUACCCUGAUGGACUUCAUGAACCCACUGGAUGAGACCAUCAUCUGCGGCAAGAUCAGAUGGGAGGAUUUCACCUAUUUCGAGAGCAAGAUGGCGCCACUGCGGCUCAUUUUCCGGAACGGUGACGAGGGCGGUGACGACGUUAACCUGAUCUUCAAGUCGGGGGACGACCUGCGCCAGGACAUGCUCACGCUGCAGAUGAUUCGCAUCAUUGACAAACUGUGGAAGGACCAGGGCCUCGACCUCAGGCUCACACCGUACGGAUGCAUCUCCACCGACCACGAGAAGGGCGUCAUCGAACUGGUUCAGGAGGCCAGCACUAUGGCCAACAUCUACCGCAAGAAGGUGGGCGGCAUGUUCUGGAAGGACACCAUCUACAACUGGCUGCGGAAGCACAACACGACCGACGAGCGGCUGAGCCGGGCAGUGAGGGAGUUCAGUCUGUCCUGCGCCGGCUACAGCGUCAUCACGUUCGUGCUGGGCAUCGCUGACAGACACUCGGAUAACAUCAUGGUGAAGAAAAAUGGGCAGAUGCUGCACAUCGACUUCGGCCACAUCUUGGGCCACUUCAAGUCGAAGCUGGGUUUCCGGCGCGAGCGUGUGCCGUUCGUUCUCACCUCGGACUUUGUGCACGUCAUCACUGAGUGCAACAAGGUGGCCGAGGCUUUCGAGGAGUUUCGGCAGAACUGUGAGAGGGCGUACAUGAUUCUGCGGAGCCACAGCGACUUUAUCAUCUCGCUGUUCGGUAUGAUGGUGUCCACCGGCCUGCCGGACGUGUCAGAGGAGGAGGACCUGCGCUUCCUGCACUCCACUCUGCGACCGGACUUGCCCGAGUCGGAGGCGCUCAAGUUCUUCCAGGAGAAGUUCACCGAGGCCCAGAAGAAGUCCACCUUCGCUUCCAUCAACAACUGGUUUCACGCGAUCAAGACGGAUAACAACGUAUAACAUCCGGCGGUCAGCCGGAUAAGAGGCGACACCAAAUCCUCAGCACCGGGCGCCACAGUUGGAGCCGACUCAGCUCGAACUCAAACUCCGGGCGGUUGUGACCCUCAAGGAUCGAUCUUCGAUCGCGCAGAUCUCCGAUCUGGUGAGUGGCACGGAUCUGGUGGAUCUCUGGGUCCUGUGUGGUCGUCGGCAGUGCCGAUAGGCUGUCGGAGGAUGCGAAAUGACAUUCAAGUACCUGCCGGGUUUCGCGGGACGAGGGUUCGUUGGGGUGUUGAAAUCCUUUGUGGGAUCAGCAGUAUGUGGUUGUGGGCUUUGCAUCCAACAGUUUCGUACUCUUGGAAAGCUUACAUUGUGUUCAAAUGUCGAUCGGAAACUUGACCACUAGUCCUUGUGAUGAGAGACGUAAAUGACAUAUUUGCUGCGCAUAAUAUGCUGAUGUGUGAGUGACCUGUUGUGAGCGUUUGCCCGCUUACGUGCUUACACUUUAGCGGCCCUGUUUUAGUCGUGCCCCAAAGUUGUUCGAUCAAACGUUCAAACAGUAUGCAGGACUCUGGUGGGCGUCCUUGGGCGUCGAAAGGGCAUCCCUGAGCGCCUGCCCAGCGCGUUUCUCGAGAUCGUCGCGUCGCCCGAGCGGGAUGCCCGCGGGCUUGUGAGCGUCGGCGCGAGUUUCGCCUUCCCGUAACGCUGUGACAAUGUUGGUCGAAAUGUGACGGCCAGUGCUUUCAGGACAUGUAAUGACAGAGAAAAACUGGUACGUAGUGAGUAGUUAUGGGGAAGAUUCAGUGGAAAACUGCCGGGGCGGGCGCUAGGUGACCUUGUUGAUGGUGUGCCUCGUUGACCUGUGGAAGUGCUGGAGGGUUGACACGUUGACACGCUCGUUGGUCUGUUUGUGAUGGACGCCGUCGCGCCGUGCCGUCGACUGCCGUGCCUUGAGGAGUGCCGCGGUGCCGCGCUGUUACCGCUUCGCUGUCUGAGAGACGUCUGAGACAGAGCUUCCUCCAGAGCUUUCAGCUCGGCCUGGUUGUGUUGUGCCAGCCGGGCUGUGCGCCGGCCAGCGGCCCUGCGAUGGCACACUGCUUCCGUUCCAAAUCCACCGGCGGCUCUCCGACUGACCGUGUCCUUCAGUGACAUUCCGUCUGUGGCCGCCCUUCACAUCCCUCUCCCUCCGUCGGUGCCUGGAUCUGCCACCGCGCUCUUUGCGCUCACUCAUUGCACGAGACAAUCGCGCUCACACGCGGGCACCCGUACAGAGCAAUAAGUGCUGCCUUCCGACCCCAGUGUGCGAACCUGAUGGGUCCAUUCUCAUUGAUGUGUGUCGGUGCGCCUAGUCUUAUCGUUGUGCCGCGGUCUGCCGGCUUAGUUUGUCAGCAGAGAACUGAGCCUGUGUUCGUCUUAGCGUUUGGUAAUGAUGCAUAAUGUGGCGAAGUGUGGGCCAAAUGAACUGCCCUGAUUUGCGCCGCGGUGAUUUUACAAAUAGUGCUUAGCGAUCAUGGAAGCCGCUUUCAUAUUUUGCUGUGUUUUGUUUAUCUAGUCGAUGAUUGGUCGGUCUGAUCUCCGCCGAGCCAAAUUGCGUGUGACGUCAUACUAGAUCGCGCACGCGAUUGGCUGAUCGCUGUGCCGGAGUUGUGACAUGCAAGACAGGCUUAUAAUGCACAAUAAUGGAGACUGAUUAUGUUGAAGCGUUCCGAUUUUGUCAGGCGUAUACGGGAGAGUUGGGACCUCGUGACUCGUUCGCGUUUUAUUGCGUUGUCGAUCAUGUAUCAUGUCCCAGGUCCCUGUAUGAACAGAGCUUUUGCCUUAUCCGCGUGCUUCGCUUCUUCUUCGUCCACUGUGCGUCCUGGAAAGUCUCUCUGCUCUGCUUCGUCCACAAGCAAAUCGUCACAGCGGCGAGGCCGGACAUGCGCUGUAUUAUGUUUUUGCUGUGCUAUGCUGUUGCCUUCCACAAGCGGCGCUAUGAUUUGGUGACAUUCCCGGGAGAAAAUACGGAUGUUGCGACCACCGGCGAUCUCAGUGCCGACUCUCUCCACAAAAGUCUGAGACUAUCUCGGACGCUGAUUGGUCACAUACGGACUCUGUUAUGCUUGCUGGCACAUUGGCGCGGCGCACCGAACUGCGUCUACUAUGACUUGGUGACUGCGCUGACUCGUUCCAUGCACAAUCAGUAUUGUUUUGUAUCCAUAUGCUGUGCCAUACAAAGAGGUACUUAAUUUUUGUACUCAUAAUCAGCGCCGUGACCGCAGUUUUGCGAAUACAUCCUGUAUCCAGUGA